ACAGCUUGAAGCUUCCUCUGGUUCAAUCUCGACCUCCGGGACGCUGUGCAUGUACACUCACCGAGUCUCCGCUGUCACUGUUGCCGUUUUUAAACUCACAUGCUGUUUGGCGACGGCCCGGUAACGGAGCAUAUGCUGCCAUGAGUGCUUUGUGUCGUCUGAUCCAGAGAGGACUGCUGGGCGGCCGGCAAUCGUGUCGUUUAUCCCCCGGACAGCAGCAUGUCUGCGGGGUUGCUCCUACGGUCCGGACCGCCAGCUCAUCCAGCCCAGUCAGUUUGACCUAUGAUGUCUUCGAUGGGAAAGGAGAGAGCACUCCCCUGGUGUUUCUUCAUGGCCUUUUUGGCAGCAAAUCUAACUUCCACUCCAUAGCGAAGUCCUUGGUGCAGCGCACAGGCCGAAAGGUGCUGACUGUAGAUGCCCGUAACCAUGGCAACAGCCCUCACAGCUCGGUGCUGACCUAUGAAGCGAUGGCCGGUGAUUUGAAACACCUCCUCGCUCAGCUGCGCAUCGAGAAGUGCGUCCUCAUCGGCCACAGCAUGGGAGGGAAAACAGCCAUGACAACUGCUCUGUCGCAGCCCGGUUUAGUGGAGAGAUUGGUGGUAGUGGACAUCAGUCCAGCCCAGACCACCACACGCACCAACUUCCGUUAUUACAUCCAGGCCAUGCAGGAGAUGAAGAUCUCCAGUGACAUUCCACGUUCCACCGCCAGGCGGAUGGCUGAGGAUCAGCUGCGGAGUUUGGUCAAGGAGCACUCUGUGCGUCAGUUCCUGCUCACUAACCUGGUGGAGCAGAACGGACACUAUGCUUGGAGGGUCAACCUGGAGGCCAUCUCAGCACACCUCGAUGACAUCAUGAGUUUCCCCAGCUUUAACACCCGCUAUGAGGGACCUACACUGUUUUUGGGUGGAGCUAGUUCUGCUUAUAUCAGCUCUGACGAUUACCCAGAAAUCCAGAGGCUUUUCCCUGUUGCUGACAUCCAGUACAUCCCAGACGCGAGCCACUGGAUCCACGCAGACAAACCCUUAGAUUUCAUCAGCUCCAUCAUCUCCUUCCUUCAGUCGUAGCUGCCCCCCGUCUACACCUCAGAACUUUUUUUAAUGCUCAGCGCCUCUGAGCGUCCGCUCGCCGAAAACCAAGGUGAGAAUUCAGCAGCUUCAGCAAGAGCGAGUGGAGUCAUUAAAGAUGCUAAUAUUUGCAAACACUGGACCAAACUCGCCCUUUUACAGCAGUCAGUUCUUACCUUUUAACAGUGUCAAAUGUAGUGUAGUGUAGUGUAGCGUAGGCUUUCUUUUGUUUAGUCUCUCUGCCAGACAGGUAGUGUUACUAGAUUGGCUGGUUUCUAGAUGUGUUUUCAUUGGUUUUUAGAUCAGUAGGUAACAAUGAAAAUAUCUGGAAUUUAACAUAAUGGGGCUGUUUUGGAGGUGAUAUACUAAUCCAAAGAAACUCUCAUUUGCACAGUGCUUUCUUCAUGUCAAUACAUUUAUGCCAGUAUGAUAGAAAAGUGGAUUUAGGCCAUGUACAAUCUGGGACCGCAAAAAUGGACCAGCAGUAAGAUAGUUUUGACAUCACUGGAAUGAAACACAUACUGUAUAUCUGAGAAGCUCUUCGUGAAGAGAAGGGAAGAAUGUGCAAAGCAAAAAUAGUUUCUUUGCCCGGGGGGGCGGUUAUCGGGUUAUCGUGGUGUCAUGUGUCAGGAGGCUUUCGCUCUGUAAAGAGGCUGUAAUAUAGACUUAACGUGUACAGAUGGUUUGUUGUAGAAAUUUGAUAAUAGAGAUAUAUUCAGUAUUUUGUUUUGGUUUUAAUUCUCCCUCAUCUUCUCCUCUGUGUAUCUGCUGAAUGGCAGAGAUGAGGAUUUCACAGGUCUCUUACUCUGUCACUACUCGAGCUCAUCAGGAGCACUGGUUAUAUUUUUAUUCCAACAUAAUCAUCGAUGAAAACCAAUCUGAAACGCUCAAAGUGCAGUAUUGUCACAAUCUGUUCCCUGAAAUCUCAGGUUACAACUGGACAUGCUAGUCAUUCUACUCCUCUACUCUUCUUCUGUCUGUCUGGCAAUAAGCCGUGGUAACGUCGUCGUGUCUUUGUAUGUGCUCAGUCCAAUCUGUGUUUUGAUGAAACAUGUUUUACUGAUUUAUUAUCUUUAUCUCACUUAUCUUUACAACUAAGGCGCAAGACUCGAUGGGUAUUCUCACAAAUAUAUGCUGCAACAAUGUACCUUGUUAUCUGAUCGUGAUAGUGUUAAUGUCAUUUCUGUUUCCAUGGGUUUGAACAGUACAGUCCAGUAGUGAAACUGCCAUCUGUAUGAAUAAGCAGGGUGUUGUAAAUUUGUAUGUGCCUCUUUUGUCAAGAGCUCCUUUUCCAUUUCUGUAAAACUUGAUUAAAAAAAAAAAGGAACAUUUUAUUCUACAACAAUAACUAACAGACUUUAGAUUGGCAGCUGGGUUGCCAGUUAUGUGUGAAUUUUCUCACAAGAAAGCUUAACACAUGGGGGUGAGUCCCUUCAUGAGACCAGAUGUUUACUACAAUCAGUGUUUUGUGUUUGUUUGAUGUGAAUAUGGAAGUCUGAAAGGCUUUAAAUUAUCAGAAUUAAGUUGAGUCAAACUCUUAUUUAAUUUGUUUAUAAAGCCUCAGUCAGUGGAGAGGCACCCCUUCGCCCUCCUCUACCACAGCACAGAUGUGUCAUGUAGCACAAUAUGAAUAGAUUGUGGGGGUGUGUGUGGGGGGGGGUUGCUGACAUUUGAAUGCAGGUCCUGUUUCAGCUUCUAUGGUGUUACAGUGGGACACAAACACGUCAAAAGGGAGCUCUGUGUUAACGAUAUAGAAAAGUGAAUUUAUUCAGUGACAUUGUAAAGCGGUUUGGAGACUGUAAUCAUCUGUUCAGGAUUGUAUAUUGUUUCUCUGUGAGCAUGCCUUUUCUCUUGUCAUCGGGUGUGACUUUGCUGUGCUAUAUACGUCUCAGUUUGUUCCCACAUUGGUGGCGCUUAUUCGAAAUAAUGGCAUAUAUAUAUAUAUAUAUACAUAUAUAUAUAUAUAUAUAUAAACAUUUUAAAUGUGUGCAAGCCCAUAUAGGAGUGGAUUAUAUAUUAUUGAAAAUGUACAAACUGAUAUUAUACAAUAAAAUAGCAAAAAUCUG
Seriola aureovittata is the source of this 3130-nucleotide messenger RNA. RefSeq names its product abhydrolase domain containing 11 (gene abhd11). The transcript has 6 exons. The record is from RefSeq and is a predicted model, not a curated record. Bases 141 to 1064 code for a protein of 307 amino acids. NCBI's taxonomy places the organism in Eukaryota, Metazoa, Chordata, Actinopteri, Carangiformes, Carangidae. Gene Ontology annotation, cellular component: mitochondrion.